This is a messenger RNA of Magnusiomyces paraingens, 930 nucleotides long. RefSeq lists its product as uncharacterized. The coding region runs from base 1 to 930 and encodes 309 amino acids. The record is from RefSeq and is a predicted model, not a curated record. The transcript has 2 exons. Lineage: Eukaryota; Fungi; Ascomycota; Dipodascomycetes; Dipodascales; Dipodascaceae.
AUGAAGAAAACAAACGGAUUCACAUCAUAUAUAGAAUAUAUACUGCUUUUAUUGGCGAUCACAUCACAAGUAGUUCUUGCUACUUUAAACUGUGAUAUUCAUGUAGAUGGUGUGUCUUUUAAUCUGGCCCCUCUACAAGGAACAUAUCAAAUUAAUAGCACUAUUUCUACACCCCCGUCAACCAACGACUUUACAUGGCUGUUUGAUCCAUGUGCUUCUAUCAUUCGCGAAAAUGACAAACUUCCUUUUUCUUCUGAAUGUCCCGAUGGAUCUCAAAUUUGCGGUAUUCAAAGAGUGAUGCUUCCUGGUAGUGAUCCUCUUUUGGUUUCUAUUAUACCUGUUGCUGGUGAUUUUGACGGAAAACAAACUGGUGCAAGAAUUGAACUUAUCAAGGAAGAAAACAGUGAGAAAUCAAAGGGAUUACGUGUUUCAUUAAAAGGUAGUUCAUGGGGUGAAUCAACCCAACUUCAAGGAAUUAUUGAGUUUAUUUGUCCCGCUUCUGAUGGUAAAAAUGAUAUCUCAAGUUUACCAAAGUACGUCUCCUGGGAUCUCAACUCUCUUCGCUUAACCUGGACGACAAAAUAUGCCUGCGAAAAUGCUAUUACAGAACCAGGAAAUGGUGAUCACAAGGGUGACAACAAAGAUGACAACAAUAAGGGCGAUGAUGAUAGUGAUAAGAAUUCUGAUAAUGAUGAAAGUAAAUCUUGGGGAUGGUUCACCUGGUUAUUUAUCAUUGGAGUUUUGGGUUCAGCAACAUAUAUUAUUGCUGGAUCUUGGAUUAACUAUAAUAGAUAUGGAUUAUCAGGCGUUGAUAUUUUGCCACAUGCUGAUCUUUUGCGAGAUCUUCCAUUCCUUAUACGUGAUGUAAUUCGAAAGAUAGCAGGAACUUUCUCUGCAGGGAAUAGUAGAGGCGGCUAUAGCGCUGUUUAA